AUGAUUGUUCAGCGACCCCCAUAUUUAAUGGUUCCUGUCACUCUAAAUACUACAUGGUUUGAUAGUUAUGGUUUGCAAGCUUUGCAGGAUGUAAAUGCACUUCUUGUUUGUGGUCGUCGCUUUGUAGCUCCUCUUAUUCUUGGAAUUACAGCAUUUAUAGCUUUAGCAACUUCCCUUUCGCUUUCUGCUAUAGCCUUAUCUCAAGAAAUUCACACAGCAACUUUUACUGAUCAAUUAUCAAAAAAUGUAUCUAUGGCUUUACCUACACAAGAAAUUAUAGAUAGAAAACUAGACUCUAAGGUUAAUGCUUUAGAAGAAGCUGUUCCCAUGAUUGGUCAGGAACAGACAUCUUUUAAGAAACUUCUGCCUCAUUAUAGCCGAUGUCAAACUGUGGAAGAAGAAGCCAGUAUAAUGGAUCGGUCAAACACAGAUUUAGGAUUAUCCCUCUUUACCACAAACCGGCAUAGAAUAUUCUCCCAGAGAAGAUCUUGGCCAGUAUGGAUGGUGAUCCUUAUCUUUCUUGGAGUGACAGCAGUCUUGGGAGAAACUAUUGGUUUCCUUGUUCAUUUUCUGGCAGUGCGAAAUAUUUUCUAUUACCAACGUGAUUUUCAUAUUUUUGGAGUUACACACAAUGAUAGUUGUGAAAAUGGAGCUUCACAAGCCAGCACAGAUCUGAACAAAAAUAUAGAGACUAAGAUGUCUAAUGUUUUUCAAAAUUCUAGUAUAUAUAAAGAAUAUAUCAACUCUCAGGUCAUCAAACUUCUGUAAAACAUUUCUGUUGUUUCUUGUCCUGAUCCCAAUGGUUCAAGGGUACAGUUACAACUGACAUUCAAGUUUCCUCCAGCAAAAAGGCACAGCAUGAAGACUGAAAUUGAAGCUAUCUUACAUCAGAUAUUGAAAAACAACAUGGCAUCCUGGAAUGCAGUCCAUACUUCCUUUAGACUCAUUGAAAUCAGCAAGGCUAAUGUUGAAAUGCUUACCAACAACUGUUGUGGAAGACCAGCCAACAGUAUCAUGGCAGGCAACCAAAUUGUGAAUGGGAAGAAUGCCCUGGUGGGGGCAUGGCCAUGACAAGCCAGCAUGAAAUGGAAAGGCCAGCACUUCUGUGGGGCAUCUCUGAUCAGUAGCAGGUGUCUAUUAUCUGCAGCUCACUGCUUUGCUGAGAAAAAUAAUUCAGGAGAUUGGACUGUCAACUUUGGAACUAUAGUAAAUAAACCAUAUAUGACACAGAAAGUCCAAAACAUUAUUUUUCAUGAAAAUUACAGCAGGGCUGUGGUUUUUAAUGAUAUUGCCCUUGUACAGCUUGCUGAAGAAGUCUCUUUUACAAAGUAUGUUCGCAGGAUUUGUCUUCCUGAAACCAAAAUGAAGCUUCCGGAAAAUGCCAGUGUUGUAGUUACCGGAUGGGAACACUUUAUGAAUGGUCCUCUUCCAGCAAUACUUCAAGAAGCCUUUGGGAAGGUUAUCGACAACAAAGUUUGCAAUCAUCCACAUUCAUUAUCUGGUCUGGUUACCAACAAAAUGCUAUGUGCUGUGUUUAAGUCAGGAAAAGCUGAUGCCUGUCAGAAUGAUUCUGGUGGACUGCUAGCUUACCCUGACUCUAGAAAAGUCUGGCACCUUGUUGGAAUAGUAAGCUGGGGUGAUGGAUGUGCUAAAAGGAAUAAGCCAGGUGUUUAUACUCCAGUCACUGCUUAUCAUGAUUGGAUUACAUCCAAGACUGGGCUCUGA
Leopardus geoffroyi (Geoffroy's cat) is the source of this 1725-nucleotide messenger RNA. Its product is annotated as transmembrane protease serine 11B-like. Gene Ontology annotation, cellular component: plasma membrane. Gene Ontology annotation, biological process: proteolysis. NCBI's taxonomy places the organism in Eukaryota, Metazoa, Chordata, Mammalia, Carnivora, Felidae. Gene Ontology annotation, molecular function: structural molecule activity; serine-type endopeptidase activity. The record is from RefSeq and is a predicted model, not a curated record. The transcript is spliced from 12 exons.